AUGAGGCAGCACAAACUAAAGAUGAACCCAAAGAAAUGUGUUUUUGGAGUUCAAGCAGGAAAUUUCCUAGGAUUCUUGGUCCACCAGAGGGGCAUAGAAAUCAACAAGAACAAAGCAAAGUCCAUCAUAGAAGCUCUACCGCCUAGGAACAAGAAAGAGUUGCAGAGUCUCUUAGGAAAAAUUAAUUUUCUAAGGAGAUUCAAAUCCAAUUCUGCAGGGAAGAUCCAGCCUUUCUCCUCUUUGUUAAAAUUGAAAAAGGAACAGACCUUCAAGUGGGAAGAAUAG
This is a messenger RNA of Prunus armeniaca (apricot), 285 nucleotides long. NCBI's taxonomy places the organism in Eukaryota, Viridiplantae, Streptophyta, Magnoliopsida, Rosales, Rosaceae. The record is from the annotation of a GenBank genome assembly.